UGCUGCCCUACGAUGGCAGCGCCACAGAAACACGGCCUCUUCACCCCGGAUCCUUACUACAUCCCAGGAUAUGGUGGGUUCUACCCUCAGAUCCGCUACCAGAUUGGAGAAACCUAUGGCAAAACCACCUCUCGCCUGCUGACAGACCCCAGUGUUCUGAAGAGCCCUUGCUCUGUGCUGGCUCCCCUGGUGAAGCCGAGGUUCCUAGAGGAUUUUAGUGGUACAAAGCAUCCUUCAAACCAGAUGCUGGAUCAAAACUACAGUUACUUUCCCGGAUACACUGGGUUCAUUCCCUACCAAAAUGCCCAGUUUGGACCAUAUUAUCCAACACCUGCCACUACAUCAAGAACCCCACUGCUAAUGCUACUGCCAGCACAGGUACAACAGUCGUGGGUGAACUCAGACACUGGUGACUCUACGCAGCUAUGUGAGCAGAGAAAAUAUAUCCCCUGCCAUCCUGGGAUUAGAUUGGCAUGUGGGCAUGGAUGGAGGAGUUCCUCCUCCCCUACUGGCAUGCAUCUGGCAUCUGAGCAGGAGGAGAGGAAGGCACCCUGCUAUCCUGACAUUGCACUGGCAUGUGGGCAGCAAAAGAAUCAUGGACCGUGCCAUCCUGAUGUGGCACUGGCAUGUGGACAGGGAUGGAGGAGCUCUCCCUGCCUCCGUGGAACCAAACAGCCUGUUAGGAUUGAGGGAGUGCCUUUGGAUGCAGUGACCGAGACAGUGGAUCUAAGCAGAUACAAUCAGCUCCCAAAGCUGGAUGUCCCAAACCUGAUCCAACGGAAAGCCAUUUCAGGGUACACUGGAUUUGUACCGCGCUUCACCUGGAUUAUGGGUGUUAACUAUCUCAAGGGAGUUAAAGAUGCCAUGAAUGAAUUUGACAGAAAUCAGUUUAUGGUAAGAAACCCAGCGUGGAACUUUGGUAAGAGACUACCACGGACAUAUUGGCCUAAUAAUAAAAUUUACACCAGCGCUGGACUGAUACCUUUCUACACAGGCUUUGUACCAA
Molecule: messenger RNA, 1006 nt
Organism: Chelonoidis abingdonii (Abingdon island giant tortoise)
Lineage: Eukaryota; Metazoa; Chordata; Testudines; Testudinidae
Source: RefSeq, a predicted model, not a curated record